Molecule: messenger RNA, 4032 nt
Organism: Poecilia reticulata (guppy)
Lineage: Eukaryota; Metazoa; Chordata; Actinopteri; Cyprinodontiformes; Poeciliidae
Source: RefSeq, a predicted model, not a curated record
UUCCUGGAAGUUUGUUCAGGAUUUGUAGAUGAAAGAAUCAAGGCAGCACUCCAGGUAUGUUUUACUCCAGGUAUGUUUAGAUGAAGGACUAACCUUAUAAUAUGAUGCCCAUCUGAAAAAAGUCAAUGUCACAUAAUACUGGCUCUUUAAAGCUAUGAACAUCUCAUAGAGUACCGAGUAGCAGCCAGUGGUGACGCUAGGGGAGCUACCGAGAAACACAGCUCAGGUGGAAGCAAAUAUUAGUCCCGACCUCCACAAAUGUGAUUUAUGAAAGAGGAGGGAAAAAUACUCAGUUGAUGAAAAUCUAUUUUUGAAAAUUCUCUCCAAGGAGUCUGACUCAGCUUGACAUAUUUAGUGAAGAACAAGCCAUGUCCAGAUGUGUAAAGCAGGUACAGACAUCUGUCAGUGGUCCUGAAGUCGUAAUUGCAGGACAAAGAAAAAAAAAAGAAUUGCAUAUACCUGUGCCUCUCCUUUAUAAUUACAUAUUACUUUCUCAUUUGUAGCAGUUUGUGGUGACAUAAUGGUUGAUUGGUGUGAAAAUUCCUGCAAGCCUUGUAUGCUUGUUUUGUUGUAAUAAUGUGUUGCAUAAAGCAAUUUUUAUGUAAAACUUGACCCUAAAGCAGCAGCAGCCAGAAAAACUCCACUUUCUAAGAUCUGAGCCACAUCCUGUGGCUCGUUGGAAGGCUUUUGGUGAUCAGUUCUGUGUAAAAACUUUUUCUUUAUGUAAUCCCAGACUGACUUCCUGAUGCUCAGAUCAGGGCUCUGUGGGGGUCAGACCAUCUGCUGCCGGUCUCCCUCUCGUCUUUCUCACUGGAGAAAGAGAGACUAGCGGUACAUUUCAAGCUCGUUGCCUAGCUGCGGAGGGAAUUUGUAACAAUUGGCUGCCUCCCUGGGACAGCACGUCUUGGCUAAGGACGUAAAAAAAUAUAUAUAUAUACAUUUUUAUUAUCAGUAUUAGGAAUUUGAACUGAAUGCUUGAACCAACAGCAAAUGCUGGCUGAAACUGCACCCUUUCUUCUAAGAUAUACUAACACCCUGGAAUAAAUCUCACAGUCGGGGUUUUAAACACACACACCAGGGCGUUGCUGUUCUGCUUCAGCUCCCCCACCGCUGGCGGAUACAUGUGAAGAGACGAUGAGGUAACACACAACCCCACCGCUGGCGAACGGGAGCACGCAGAGGAGAUCUCUGGCGCCAUCUAGUGGGCAACGAAGCACCAAAGAUAUGUAUGUAUGAAACCUUGGUAAGUUCGCUGUCAUUUAAACAGCUGGUUCCUGUCCUUUUCAUAUUAGUCUCCAGUCCCACUGCGGGUAAUGAAAACUCUUCUCAACAAAGGCCUCGGCGCGAGCGCGCGACCCGCCGGGUGGUAAGCUGGAGAUCACAGAGCCGCCGCGUGACCCUAAUCUGCAUAAUUACAUUAAGGGUGCUAAAACCGCGCUGCUAGCGGCACGGUCCAAACAAACAGAGGGAGAGCAGCAACAUUGUUCUUAAGGCCAGAGAAGAUAUGAUUCAGCAAAAAUUCAGAGAAGACCUGUUAAUCAAAUCCGAAGUUGCGCAACAAGAGGAAUUGUUAACCACCCAUGAUAAAAAUGCCAUGUUGCAUCUGACUAGUCAGAGCAUCAAACAGGCAACUAAAAACAGCCUCAACUUCAAUACACCUGGCCUCCAUAUGUCAGGCUCACAUGGACAAGAGUCACUGGGUCAGCUUAUGGCAUCUUCACUGACCCAGGAGGGCAUGGCACAGCUGGGCUCACUGGUGCUUAAGCCUCCCAGGCAUGAUUUGGAGAGGCUAGCUGAGGACCAGCCACCCAGGCGGCCCCUCAAGCUCACCCCUCUGGAUCUCCCAGAGGAGGUGAGAGAGGCGCAGAGGAAAAAACUUCCCUUGAUCCAACAAGACGCCAAACUUGGCGACUGUAAGUUCGACAUGAUGCUGAAGGAGAACAUCAUGAGGAAGCCAAAACCGAUUAUGAGGCAGAAGAUUGUGAAAGCAGUCGUGGGUCCUUCUCCUUCAACCAUGCCAGUCGUGACUCUAGCACAACAGGAUUCCCAUAGUCCGCAGCUGACACGUUCUAACCCCAUAGAGAAGACCGGAGAGAAGCAAUUGCGAGACAUCACACGUCGAGGGAUCCCAACAUCCCUCUCCGGCAAGCCUGCCCCUCCUCUACCUGCUGCCAGAAUCAAGGCUCAGGCCGCAUGCGGCGGAGAGGAGUCACGCAAGAACCCAAGUGCCCUCCAGUUCGAGGUAGAGAGAAGGCGGCCGAGGCUGAGGAGAGGGCAACGCCUCGAAGAGGAUCAGUGCCAAGCCAGCACGUCAACCGGGGGAUUAUGCACAGAUGGAGGCAAGCUUGCCCAAGGUGUCCGAGGCAAAGGGCAGCAGGCGGAGUGGGCUUGUAGAGGCCAAUCGCAUGCUAGAGAGAACAUCAAAGAUCCCUGCACUCCCGCAACCUCACGCGAACAGGGAAGCGCCAAGAAGGGCCACCGAGAGAGAGGCGGGAAGCAAGCUGCGAGAUACAUCUUGAACAGACAUUUGGACGAAGGUGGAAACAGGGAAGCAAUUCCAGAAAGCUGGAAGGCAAAGAGGAAAAUUCCCUUGAUGCAGGCUCUGUAAGUGUAGUGAAAGUUCAGCUUAGAAGUUGCCAAUUCCUUAGAUGGCGAAUCAAAUAUUUUGUUCAAAUUACAGUUUAUCAUGUUCCAAACUUUAAUACAUAAAGUAAAUUAGUAGUGAGAGACACAUAUGCCAGGUUUGCUUUAAGUUAUGCAUAGUCCUAUUUGCAAAGUCUCUGUUGACGAGACUGACUUAAUUAGCUUAGGCAGCCCUGGCACGGAGCGAGGCUUCUGAUACAUCACACAGGGUGUGAUACAGCAGCGAUCCAACAGAAUGACACAGCAGAGAUUUUACUCCAAGGAGGAAAAAACAUCCUGAGGGGUAGGAUCUGAACCGUGGAGAUACUGAGGAUGUUGACUGACUGAUCUAAAAUUUUGGAGUAUUUUUUUUACUGGAAAUGGCAUGAUUAAUAUAUUUUUAACGGGGUAAGAGUGUCAAAAAUAUAUAACCCAAAUGUAUAUUGAUUUUUACUUUUUGAAAAAAUAAAAAUACACUAAAACUGCAAAGUGCCGAUCUGAUUCUGUGUGAAUCAACCGUGCAAGAGUUUCUCCUCCAGAAAUCACUUAUGUGUCUGUCAUUUAAAGUGCAUCUCAAAAUAUGAACUUAUUGUAUGACCUCAUCACAUAUCACUAUGCAUUGUCUGUGACAUACAUUAUUGAGCUUUGGCAAUUUUUCUGCAACUGACAGCCCUCCUUUACAAACUGGCAAAGACAAUUUUAGACUGUUCAGCUGUUCAUUUGUCAAAGGCAAGUCAUGCAAUAAAUGAGAUCAAGUUGAUCUAGUCUACAUUCUAAUAUUAAUUUUGAAAGCAAAAGCAUUUGUAUAUAUCACCAAACUUUUAAAACAUUAUGUUGGAUGACUAGACAUUUCAGUUCCUAUACUAGGCCCAUGAUUGUACGAUGCAACCAGCCACUUGUUUUGUCAACCCCUCACAACAUUGUCCAAGACAACAUUUGCGGCUCCUGAAAUAAUUUUUGGCCCCCACAACCACAAUUUAAGACUGAUACAAAUUUUCUAAUCUUCUCACGUUAAUUACUAGAUAUAAAAUGAAAACCUUCUGGGUUUUUCAGGUUUUUCCUUUUUUCUCCAUCCUUUUUUGAUGGUGAUGUUAAUAUUUCUAUGGAAUUUAUUCAACUUGUACUUGACCUUCUGCUUUUGAACUAAUUUGAAUUUUACCUUUGAAAUUGUCAAAUUAUUUGCAGAUGUGACACAUCCCAUUAAAACAAGUGUAACUGGGUCUAUAUUAAUAGUUUUAUAUUUCCACAAAAUGUGUUCUUUUAUGUAUUUGUCUGCUUCUACUUGACUGUUGCUUUGUUCCUCUGUGUACUAUAAGUGGUUUGGUCCUCCAACUCCGCCUUAUUUUCUUCUUCUUUUGUUCAGGGUCCUCCAGGACUAUUAUAAAUAUUAAGUUAUUAAUUUCCUCUCCC